Molecule: messenger RNA, 207 nt
Organism: Protopolystoma xenopodis
Lineage: Eukaryota; Metazoa; Platyhelminthes; Monogenea; Polystomatidea; Polystomatidae
Source: the annotation of a GenBank genome assembly
AUGUGGAGGAUCACGGCCUGCAGAGGUUCAUGGCGCCAUGAGAUUAAGCGUAAAACGGAAGCCUCGUCUAUUCGUUGUGGUGCCAAUCGCUGUCUGUCGACCGGCGCCACCGGAAAUUGCCAAGUAUCCACAGCGAGGCUCAAUUGGAAAUCUAUUCGGCCAAACGAAGGUGUGAAUUCCAAGAUGGUGUGGUUAAGGAACAGGUGA